AUGAGCGAUAAAGACACAACACCGCAGAGAGCCGAGACGGUGCAAGACACAAAAAUAGAGGAGUUAUUGAGUAUGGCAAAUAUCGGUAAUGAUGAUAGUGUCGACAGUUUCGUGGAUAACGUGAAAGAGGGACUAAAAGAGGCGGAACUCAAAAUAGCACACAUCCAGAAAAUCCACAAAAAACAAAACGAAAAGGGCAAGGUCAAAAAAGAGCGAACGAAAACUGAAAAAGAGGGGCAGAUGGAACAAAAGGGAUCCACAGAGAUCGGAGCAAAUGACAACUUGGUGGAACGAGUCGAUGUUCUUAAGCGGCGAAUAAUGGAGAAGAAACAGAAAAUUGUGACGUUGAAGGAAUUACAAUUCAAGCAAGGCUCGUCUAUUGAUGUUAAAAGAAAGGAAGAGGAUCUUACAAAUAGUAAUCAGAAUAUAAUAGAGGAGGUUAGUAAGCAGACAAACACAGUCAAAACUAUGAUUGAAACUUUGGACAAAAUAGAGGAAAGUAUCCAGAAGACUUGUACUGAACAGAGGGUAACAAUUGGUAAACACACGGAGGCAUUUCAAUUGGUAAACAAUGAGUUUGAAAAUGAACAAAAGGAAGCAAAGCAAAUCGUUGGGUCAAUGAAAAACACGGAUGAAUAUUUCGGAAGGGAAUUGACAAAACUCAAAGAGAAGUUGCAUUUACUUUGGGGUGAGAAUAAACGUCUUAAAACAAUUUUAGAGUGCUCGGAGGCAAAUUUAAAGGAUUUAAAGACGAUUCAGGAGAACUGUGAAUAUAAAAAGAACGACACUGAACGCACAAAAAAUGAACUUGAUGAAAAGAUGAAGAAACUUGAGAGUGAACUCACCUCCAUCCGCACACAACAAAAAGAAGUGCGAGCACAGAUUAAACGACUCGAAGAUGAACAGAAGAAAAAAGAGGAUAUACGAACGCAACAAGAAAAAGAAAACAAAGAGUGUUUAUGGAUGGUGCUUUCAACUGAAGAGAGCAGGACAGUGUUUUUGAGCGCGAUUGCCUUGUCGUAUAAAGUCACCCAUUCGCAAAGUUACAACAUCUCGUUGCAACAACUGAUGGAGGAGAUCGAUGAGAAGAAACUACCCGUUUCAAAGUGGAUAAACUUUGUGUCGGAACAGCUCAGCAAAACAGAGUGA
Messenger RNA from Entamoeba invadens IP1, 1149 nucleotides. RefSeq names its product myosin heavy chain, clone, putative. The transcript has a single exon. Lineage: Eukaryota; Evosea; Mastigamoebida; Endamoebidae. The record is from RefSeq and is a predicted model, not a curated record. Bases 1 to 1149 code for a protein of 382 amino acids.